This is a messenger RNA of Phyllotreta striolata, 4493 nucleotides long. NCBI's taxonomy places the organism in Eukaryota, Metazoa, Arthropoda, Insecta, Coleoptera, Chrysomelidae. The record is from the annotation of a GenBank genome assembly.
GUUUUUACAGACAUUUGACUGAAUGUGAACAUUGAGGUAUUUUUUUGGUUUCUUUUUGAAAUUACGCAAAGUUUACGUUGUUUUGAGUUGAAAUAAUUGAGGAAAACCGUCCUGGCACAUCGUGUGAAUGGGGCGAAUCAGUGAAAAGCAAUUCGAUGCGUUUACCAAGCGAAUAUGUGAAUAAAUUUCGUGUUGUACCUUUUGAUAUUGAGUCAACAAACUCUGGAAUUAUAAAGGUGUGCCAUUUUUGCGAACGUUGAAUGGGAUAUUAGUUAACUUUACCGGAGGUUACCAGUUAGCUAAUAGCUAGCUCAAGAGGAAUUAGUGAGUGUUUUCCUACAAGAAUUUGACCACAAUGUGGAUUCACUUUGUGUAAAAAAACGGGUGCCCGCAUAAGUAGACUGCCAUAUGUACUCGGAGGCAUAUACUAAUGCCAAACCGUUCUGGUCGAAGAUCAACAGCGCCUUCGUGAAGAUGGCAUCGUCGGGAUCGCAACCGAUAGGGGUGAGCUGAUCGAGGCGCCGCGUCUGAGGCGUACGCAUGCGAACGAAAUGGCCACGGACAUGCGGUCGCCGAACGUAUCCGUCACGCCGAUCAACGUGGAGCCGCCCCGCACGGCGGCGGCGUCGUCGCUCGCCGAUCCGCUGGACGGCUUCGACGCCGAAGUGGCCCGCAUCGAUUUCCGAUCGGUCAACAUGCGAUCGAAGCCGAAGCAGGAGGACGUGCCGCGGCCGAUGAGCUGGGAGGGCGAGCUCUCCGACGGCGAAAGGGACGGCAUGUGCGUCGACGAGGAGCACGCCGCCCACCAGGUGCCCGAGAACCUUUCGCUCGCCCAAUCCAAAGCGACGAACGAUCCGAAGGGUAGUCCGACGCUCAGAUUGAAACAACCGCCGAUGGGCAAUUGCAAUUAUUCGUUGCACAGCACGCCCAGCAAUUCGCCGUUGCUCAGCCAACGGCAUCCCGUGCCAGGGGUGCCGAUCGUCAGUCACAAAGAUCUCAUGUUGCACAAGGGGUUGAACGUGCCGCCGACGCCGAGUCCCGAUUCGGCCGUCCACUCGGCCUACAGCGUGUUCAGCUCGCCGAAUCAAUCGCCGCUGACGCAGCGGCACGUCACGCUGACGCCGAACCUCAGCAGGAACAACAGCGACGCGUCGCAUUCGAGCUGUUGCAGCUACAGCAGCGUGUCGGUGUCGGUGUCGCCGACGCAACAAUUCUCGCCGACGCACAGCCCCGUCCAGGGCAGGCACGUGGCGCAGAACGUGCACAACAACAGCCCGUUGCACCAGCAACAGAACCUGCUCUACAGGAGCCUGCAGGACGAGAGUUUGCACUACGCCGGCGACGAUAAUUUGGACGACAACGAAGACAAAUCGGGUAUUUUGCACGCUUCCUUGCCCGCCCAGCCCGGCAUAUCUAGGCAACAGUUAAUUAACAGUCCGUGUCCGAUAUGCGGCGACAAAAUCUCCGGCUUCCACUACGGGAUAUUCAGUUGCGAAUCGUGCAAGGGUUUCUUCAAGCGCACCGUGCAAAAUCGAAAGAACUACGUGUGCUUGAGGGGCGCCCAAUGUCCCGUCACGGUGGCGACGAGGAAGAAAUGCCCGGCUUGCCGGUUCGAAAAGUGCCUGCAAUGCGGCAUGAAAUUAGAAGCUAUAAGAGAAGACAGAACCAGAGGCGGCCGAUCGACUUAUCAAUGUUCCUAUUCACUACCGCCGUCUCUCACGAAUCACAACGAAUGGCGGGCGAGCACGACCGAUUUGAGAAACAUGAACGAUUCUCAUCCGGGGCUUACGGUUAAAUUGGAACCGCCCGAUUUGCCGCACCAAAGACGCUCCGCGUUGCCCGGCUCCAAAGGUGUCCCGCCUUUAUUACAGGAAAUAAUGGACGUGGAACACCUGUGGCACUACAACGAAUCCGAGUUGAACAAGCUUAGUACCGACGGGCACCUGGGUAAAGAAGGUUCCAGCGGCGCCGUUCAUAAUCUAUCUACUCAUCCAUUAUUAGCCGGUACCGCUCUGGCUGGUUCUACCGACACCAAUCCCGACUUCGUCGCGAACCUGUGCAAUAUCGCCGAUCACAGACUGUACAAGAUCGUCAAGUGGUGCAAAAGUCUUCCGCUGUUCAAGAACAUAUCGAUCGACGAUCAGAUAUGCCUGUUGAUAAACUCCUGGUGCGAGUUGCUGUUGUUCUCCUGCUGCUUCCGAUCGAUGUCCGCCCCGGGCGAGAUUCGAAUAUCGCUGGGCAAGAGCAUCACGUUGGCGCAGGCGCGCGAGAUGGGCAUGCAGGCGUGCAUCGAGAGAAUGUUGAAUUUCACCGAGCAACUGAGACGGCUGAGGGUGGACCAGUACGAGUACAUCGCGAUGAAAGUGAUUGUACUGUUGACGUCAGAUACGUCGGAGUUGAAGGAGGCGGAAAAGGUGAGGUUGUCGCAGGAGAAGGCCCUGAAAGCCCUGCAGGAUUACACUCUAUCGCACUAUCCCGAAAGCCCAGCGAAAUUUGGGGAGUUGCUUUUGCGGAUACCGGAAUUGCAAAGGACUUGUCAAGUAGGUAAAGAAAUGUUGACAAUAAAAUCAAAAGACGGAGACGGACCGAGUUUCAAUCUUCUGAUGGAGCUCCUUCGGGGGGACCACUGAAACAAAACAAAAAAUCCAUGUGCCUUAAUAGCUUUUUGGUGGCGGGCUCUCGUAUACUACAGACAGUAUUUUUCUUUUUUGCUUAAUCACUAUUUUAGCCUUAAGUGAAAACUUUACGUACUUAUUUUAAACGAAAACGUGCUGGACACAUUAAAAAAAAUGUCGGUAAUGGGAUUUUUUCGACGUGCGUUUCUAACGCUCGGUGUAUUUAAGCGAGAAUAAUUCAUAUCAAAAUCGUACGCGAAAGAAUCCCCCCAAUGUACUUUUUAUAUACACGGCCGAAUGUAAAUAAUAUUUUUUAAGUUAAGUUUUUAUUUUGAUAUUUUUUAUUAUAUACAAUGAGGCUAUUUCUCGCUAUCGUUGACGUUUUUUUAUAUAUUUAUCCGCGGGAUGGUUCGUGGCGAAUUUACUGUUUUAUGAAACGUCCUGUUGGUAGAAUUAGGUUUAAAUGAAAUAAUGAAAGUUGCGUUCGGUGUCGCAUCUGAUGCGGUAUCGAGCAUAUUUUUUUAAUAUUAAACAAAAGGAGAAUCGUACUUGGGAUUUCCGCAGAGUAAAUUGAAUGGAGAGAAGUACAACUUUUUUUUAAUUUCUAAAUUAUUAUGCUACUAAUGACACAAUGUAACUCGUUUGUUUUGUGAUUGGUUAGUGACUUUACACGUCACGAGUCAAAAUUUUAAAUUUAAAAAGGCCAUAUUUCCUAAAAUAUUGAAUAUUUUCAGCAACUGAAAACUGCUUUUGAAACUUAUUUCUAUUCAUAUAUCUGGUUAAAAACCGCAUAUCUCACAUCGUACUCCUCUCCAUUCCUUGCUGUGAAAAAUUCGUUGAAUAGUCUAUAAAGUCGGUUUAAAUAAUCUAAGCUAUUGCAAACAAUAUUCAAAAUUAUUUAAACAGCCUUUUGAAACAGACUUUAAACAUGAAGCUUUUAAGUUCCUCUCGGCGUGGGAAACAUUUUACGGUAGUCCCUUUUGCUGUUUUUACUUCCAUUCCAGUGUAUUUCAAAUAGGUUUAUUUCGUUUCGAUGCGAUUUCAACUAGGUUGGAUGAUGAUCGAAACCUUUUCUGAAGUAUUUUACUGACUGUUGGUAGUUUUAAACUACGUUUUGUCUAUAAAUGUUGAUCGAUUUUGUCUCGACGAUUGGCUCUUUGUAUCGUAAGAACUCGCUCGAGAUUUGCAAAGAGUAACAUUUGAAAAUAAUACAGUUUUUUAAUUAUUAUUCUUCAGUUCAACAGAAGACAACAUCGAUUGAUUGUUGGUCAGUUCAAAUAUGUUCGACCAAAUGAACUAUUGUUGUAAAUAGUUCGGAUUUUUAUUAUUUAUUUUGUUAGGUCAGAAGUAUCAUUUUUGUGCCAACGGAAACGACGAAUGCAUGUACACUUUUUUUCCUCCAUUUUGCGCGCUUUUAAAUCAAUAUUACGACGAAAAACUAAAUACUUACUCACUCUUAUUGUGAUAAAGCUGUGACAUUUUUAGUUUAUUCUAAUAUCAUGACAAUGAGAAUGUGAAAUGUACUGCUAUUUCAAAUUUCGUUUAGUAUUUUAUUUUACAGAGUGGUAUAUUUAUUACAAAAUUCGUUUUUUUAAUUGUGUUUUGAAGGACUCGAAAUAUACAAAAAAGAAUCAUCUUGUAAUCGAACCAUUGAUGUAACAUUUGCGCAUAUUCUGAAUCGGUAGAAGGUAGAACAAUAUAAAUUUUCCUCUACAACAAGCUGAUUUACAAACGAAAACGAACAAGACUUAAGGGGAGGCCUUCGAAAGUUGCGUUCGGCGCAACUUUAGCCCUAAAAAUACUUUUGUACUCACUUUUUACUAUCAAUUUAUAUACAAGACAUGUAUUGAAGAAAUAUAAUAUACAAAGUAAAAACCG